This is a messenger RNA of Zea mays, 4049 nucleotides long. RefSeq lists its product as uncharacterized. Bases 131 to 2914 code for a protein of 927 amino acids. Lineage: Eukaryota; Viridiplantae; Streptophyta; Magnoliopsida; Poales; Poaceae. The transcript has a single exon. Gene Ontology annotation, molecular function: nucleic acid binding; zinc ion binding. The record is from RefSeq and is a predicted model, not a curated record.
UGGCAUAACUGUGGGUGGGUAGCGCUCUGCCUUUUCCCCCAUUGGUAAGUUUUGGGGUCCGUUGUCUCCUUGGGCGCUGCUGAGGGGUCCUUGGAGCUGGGUAGCGGUGGCUGCCGUUAGGGGUUGGGAGAUGGAGUUUGGGCCUGAAGAUGACAAGGUUGAUGACGAUUUGGAUUUCACAUUCUCAAGGGUGAGAAUGAUGGCAAAGCCAAAAACUGAUAUAGGCCAUUCAUGCAAGGAUGCUCAACAUGGCCUAACGAUUUCCAAGAUGGAAGUCGGUUCUACCACCAGGGAUGGUCGUUUGGAAGUUGGGAAGGAGAAGCAAGGUUGUUUGGGCCUCUCCCUGGCCCAGGUGUUCAGACAUUCCUGGAGGCCCAUUAACCCGAAAUGGUUAUGGGUGCCCAGGUCCAACAUUCUCUCAGGUAAAGGAUACCAGGCAAGACCAGAAGAGGUUCGCCGGCUAGGGCAAAGGGCUAGACGUAUCAAGAGAGUUGAGACACCGACGCCAUUUGUGCGAUCCUUUUCUCAGGUGGUUAAAGAGGGAAGGAUGGCGUGGAGAAGAGAAUCAGGGGGAAAUAGCUGGAAGCGACCCCCAAAGGAUUGGAUGGAAGAGGAUGACUUACUGGAUUCGGAGUUCAGCAGGGAGGAAGACCUACGAUCCAAGCUCCAGAGGGCCCCAGGGGAACACACUGAGCAGGAUCAGCAAGAUAUGGGGCAUCAUCGUCAAGGAAGCUUUACAGGUAACAAAAUUCCUCGGAGGGGUGGUUUCUGGAGAGGGCGUGGGAAUUUUGUGCCAGCCAGGGGUGGCUUUGGGGGUUUUCGCUCUGUUGAUAGGAAUGAGACAGGGGGUAGGGGAAGCAAAAACCAAGAAAAUCGUGAUAGGGAACAAGGCUCUCAGCCAUGUUCAGAGAGGGGAAGACCUUCUGGUUUUGGAGUUGGCAUGCAGCAGGGCAGGGAUUCUAAAAUCCAGGAAGGUCUGGUCAAGGAGAUUAGAUGCUUCCGUUGCUCUCAAUCUGGACACCAUCAAGCUGACUGCCCGAAUGACCCUCUAUGCUACAAAUGUAAAGAGUCUGGGCAUAUGGCGGCGGAAUGCCAAAAUAACAAGAAACUUAGGUUGUUUGGAUUUGGAAUUCCGGAGCAGGGCUUCUUUGGUUUUGAUAUUCCUGAGAAAAAAGUGCAGGUGAAUAUGUUGAAUGCUGUUAUUCACAUUCUUGAGGGGGAACCCACAGAAGAGAAAUUGGACAGAGAGCUUAAAAAUCUGGUGCAAGCUAACUGGGAUUUCAGGGUUAGGAGGAUGGACAAACAUGAUUUUAGUGCCUCCUUUCCGGACAAAAGCUCGCUGGAAUCAUAUGCUAAACUGAGCAGUCUUGAGUUGCCUUUAUACAGUUACAGAGUUCAAGUUACCAAAGCCAACUCAGAUCUGAUGGCUUCAUCGGUGCUUCAGUGUGUUUGGAUCAAAAUUUACAACCUGCCGGACAUUGCGCGCGAGGAGGGGAUUAUAAGAGAAGUAGCAAGCCUAGUGGGUAAGCCAGUGGUGGUCGAUGAGCUAAGUAUUAUCAAGGAGGGACCAGUUAGAGUCAAAGUGGAUUGUCGGGACCCCUCUCGAAUUAAAGGUUUCAUUGAAGUCUUCUUCAACAAAGUGGGAUAUGAGCUGAAGAUUGUGGCUGAGGGAGUUCGUACUCGAUCUCCUUACUUGUCAGGGACGAGUGGAUCUGGAAAACAAGAUGAUAAAGAUCAAGAUAAAGACAGGAACAGACCUGGGAGGAAUGAUGAGAAAAAAGGGGGGAAAUUUGAGAGGAAAGGGAAGGAGUUAGAGAAAAAUCAAGAUUGUAGUUUUGGAGAAUCUCAGGAGGACAUGGAGGAAGAUGCUGGGGUGGAGGGGACACUGCAAGAGAUUUAUGAUGAGAUACCCAUUGCGGCGUUUCAUCCCACAAAAGGAUUCUUUUCAUCCGAUCUAAAAAAAGUUGAAGAUCACACUGAUACGGUGAACUCAUUUGAAGUCUUGAUGCUUAAUAAGGAAAUAGAACAAAAAAUCUUCUCUGAUAGUCAACUUUCUGAUGUGCUGGAUAAUGAAGGUUCGGUGGAUGAUCGGGCCAAGGUGGCUCCAGAGAAAUCUCAGAUUGAAAUGAUGAAACAGAGAGUGGAUGAUCAGACUUUCUGCUCAAACAAAGAGAUUAAUACAAUUACAAACAGUCGGGUCAACAGAAACAGUAUUGGGCUGGUUGGUAUGAAUCAUUUUGGGGGAAGAAUUAACCUUCAACUUGCUAACCAGGAGAAAAGGGAUCAGGAUUUGAAGCUCAUGCUCGAUGACUUUCCAACAGAGGACAAUGAGGAAGAUUGGCAUGGGAACAUAAUGGAGCAAGUUGAGCUUUAUCACACAGAAGAAGAUGGUGAACAGGAAUGGGAGAAGGCACUAAGCAAGAAAGGGAAGAAAAAAAGUAGAAGGAACUUUCCAGUGAUAGCUACAAGAGCCAGCUCGAGAAUUGCCAGAGAUGGAAUUCCCAUACUUGAGAAAACCACCAAAAGAGCUCGUGAGAAAAAUCAGCUACAAGGUACUUCACGUCCAAAUCCUUUUCUCAUUCUGAAUAAUGAAUCUAAUGAAAACCUGUCUACUGUUAUGAAAGAUAUAUGCAUUGUUCUAGAAAAUUAUGACAAUCAAAUAGAUUUGUUCAAAGCUGAAGAGCGGGUUAGAGCCACUAUAGCUGAAGCUAACUAUAACAAAUAUGUGGAUAAAAUUAACAGUAAAAAUGCCCCUCAAACUAAGGAGGACCUGCAAGAAUUAGCCAUGGAGGCUAUAACAAAUAAAGAGAGAUUGGAGGCUCCUUUAAUUUCCCAGGAAGGCCCAGAGGGGCUGAACCUGAGAAAAAUAAAAAGAAAGGGAGACCUGAGAAACAGUCUAAAAAAGGAUAAAUGAAAUUUCUUAGUUGGAAUAUUAGGGGAAUGGGUCAGUUAGGGAGAAUCAAUCAACUUAGGGAAUUUCUGACUCAAGAAAAAGUGGACAUAAUUGGGAUCCAAGAAACCAUUAAGCAAGAAUUUUCGGUUAGAGAGCUUAACUGGAUCUCCUCUAAUGGUUGUUUCCAAUGGAAUUGGAUUCCCGCGAGAGGUCAUUCUGGUGGUAUUUUACUAGGGGUCAAGGAAGACUCUCUCGAGGUGGAAAAUUGGGAAAACUUCAAUUUUGCUAUUAAGGCUACGGUCAGAAACAAAUUCAGCAAUUACCGUUGGGUGGUGUUGUGUGUUUACGGGCCUGCUCAGCACCACCAGUCUGCUAGUUUUCUGCAAGAGCUGUCGGAGAUAUGUGAAAGGGAGACCCUUCCUGUGGUGUUGGGGGUGAUUUUAAUUUAAUAAGGAAUAGGCAAGAGAAGAAUUCCCAUAAUAUCGAUCAGAGCCUCAUGAACAUGUUCAAUGAAUUUAUUAAUCUCUACAAGCUUCGAGAAAUUGCCAGGGGGGGCCCUCAGUAUACUUGGACUAAUAAUCAAGUUAAUCCGGUGCUAGUUAAGUUGGACAGGUUCCUUGUUUCUACUGAGUGGGAGGAGAGAUUCCCUCUUUGCUUUUCUAAAGGAUUAACUAGAGUGGGGUCUGAUCAUUGUCCUAUUGUGCUUGACUCUGGUGAGAAUAAUCCUAAUAAAUCUCAUUAUUUUUUCUUUGAGAAUAACUGGCUUCUCCAACAAGACUUUAGGGCUUUGAUUUCGCAAAAAUGGUCUGAUCUUAAGGAUCGUAGGCCUGAAGGUUCCUACUCGAUGGAUGGGUGGCAUGGGAGCAUGGUUUCUAUCAGAAGAUUCUUAAGAGGGUGGAACAGACAAAAAAGAGGUGAUCAAAAUAAGAUUAAACAAGAUCUGUUAUUAAAACUAAAAGGCUUGGAUGAUGGUUUGGUUAUGAAGGACAAUCUUCCCCAAAAUUGGAACGAAAGAUAUAGAGUUGAGAAAGAAUUAGAGCAUGUGUAUCAUAUGGAAGAAGUGUAUUGGCAACAACGGGCCGGAAAAAACUGGAUUCUCAAAGGUGACUCUAAUUCUAGUUUUUUCCACCUGUUUGCUAACGGUAGGAGGAGGAAA